This is a messenger RNA of Haliotis rufescens (red abalone), 2253 nucleotides long. RefSeq names its product growth hormone secretagogue receptor type 1-like. NCBI's taxonomy places the organism in Eukaryota, Metazoa, Mollusca, Gastropoda, Lepetellida, Haliotidae. Gene Ontology annotation, molecular function: G protein-coupled receptor activity. The transcript has 3 exons. Gene Ontology annotation, biological process: G protein-coupled receptor signaling pathway. The record is from RefSeq and is a predicted model, not a curated record. Gene Ontology annotation, cellular component: plasma membrane. Bases 112 to 1290 code for a protein of 392 amino acids.
UCUUCUUAUUUGUAGGUUUCCGUCUAACUGGAUAUACAAGCUGCUACACUGACAGACGCAUUGUGGCCACGAUGGUCAACAGAUAAUUUUGCCGUUAUUUAGGUCCUCGAGAUGAACCUGUCUGACACCACAGUGCCAUUGAGAGUACGGCAGUACGCCAACCUCACCAGCAUUCCAUACCCGGAACCUCCUGACCACCUCCUCGUGGCAACUACGGCAUUCUACGUCAUCAUCUUCCUAUUGGGCAUCGGCGGGAAUCUGCUCGUGCUGCUCGUCUUCCUGUCCUGUCGCUCUCUGCGCACCUUCAUCAACUCCCUCUUCCUGAAUCUGUGCCUAGCUGACUUCCUUGUCCUGCUGAUCAGCGGACCGACUGCGGUGUUGGAUAUCUAUGCCAUGGAGGUGUGGUACCUUGGAGGAGUCAUGUGCAAAACGGUGCCUUUCGUAGAGAACAUGGUAGCCAACGCUUCCAUCUUGUCAAUCCUAGCUGUCAGCAUAGAGCGGUAUCGCGUUGCCAGCCGGCCCCUCAGUCAACACGGCGGGAGCUGCAAUGCUGCUGUCAAGACAAUGGUGAUGAUCUGGGUGAUCUCAGCCACAGUGGCGUCCCCCAUUCUGUUUAUAGCCAAGUACAAAAGUGCCCUACUCUUGGAUGGAACUUCUGUCAAAGUCUGUAAAACAACGUUACAUCUCUCAUGGCAUAAAAUAUACGUUCUGUUAUCGACAGUGCUCUUCUUUCUCAUCCCUUUCGUUGUGCUGGUGUUUCUGUACUCGAAAAUGUGUUUGCGGGUUCUGUCGUCCAGACGAAGUAGUAUGGAGGAGAUUCCUGCACAGAUGAAGGAGGUGAACCGUCUGAAGAAACAACUUCUCCUUAUUGUCUUAACUGUGGUGCUAGCGUUCUUUGUGUGCCAGACACCAUAUCGUGCCAUUGUUUUAUGGAUGUUGUUUGACACAACAAAAAGUGUUCGGAAUCUCGGUUUUGUCGGCUAUUUAAGUUUGAUCUACUUUACCAGGAUACUUCUUUACUUAAACCACGCCAUAAAUCCUUUUUUGUAUAACUUCGUGUCCAGAAAAUUUCGACGUGCCUUAACCUCAAUUUGUUGCAGGGCCUUCCGAAGAAAAUCUUUCAAUGACUUUCGUGAAGCAAGAAAAAGGAACUUCGCCGUUGAGAUACAAAACAGACUCGGAUGUGGGCAGCUGCGAAGUCUGGAGCACACGCAUUGUCUGUCACCACGUCACCGGCAUCGGCAUCGUCAAAAUGACUUUCUGAUGUUGUAUGAAAACCUUAUUGAAUGACAUUAUCACAAUCAUAUAUUCUUACUUGUUAAAUGAUCGACGAGAGGCCUCCGUAUUUGUUCAAGACGUGUAAGUUAUGUUAAACUGUGAUAGACUUAGAGUAAUCGUAACUAUCUACAUAAUUGUUUGUUGCUGGUCUGUUUGGCAAGGCAAAUGUCAAGCCAUUAAUCAUUCCCCUGAUUAUAUUAAACUUUGCAUCCCUUAGUCGAACCAAUUGACGCGGAUCACUCGUUCGUUUCAAGGGAAACGCCUACGUCACACUUACGUCACUUUGGGGUUUUCACUCAUAUUGAUAUGGCACAUCGAUUCACAUUGGUAAACACUAAUUAAUUCAUUAAUGAAAUCUAAAAUGAAUCUAUCAUACAAUUCUAAACUUUGGAGAAUGUAUAUUUUGCGUUCAUAUCCGCGUUACGUCCUGAUGAUACAAAGCAAGGGAUAUGAGAUCCUUUGUUUGAGAUAGGACAUAGUUUUGCUUCCUCAAGUAACCAAUCCCGUCAAGAGAAUAAAAAAGGGUUUCUGCAAAACUUGACCUGUUCUAAAAAAUCAGCCACCCUCAGGCUCUCAGAAUAUAAAUCUAUCUGAUUUAAUUAAUCGCCUGUGUUAACUACACUCUUCAAAAAAAGAAACGCAUAGGUGUUUUGAGAAUUCCAUGUGAGAUGUUUUUCCCCAGCAAUCGUCAUAAAGACAAUUCUUAUGUUUGAUUCCCGUUAAUCAUGUAAUGUUUGUUGUGCAUUGCGCGCAAACACAUCUCAAAAUGUUUUUUUUGUAAACGUUUAUCAGCAAUAAUGCAAAGGAUGCACGGAAAUUACUUUCAGAAAAAGUUUUCAGCACAAUGCACAUUCAAAGUAUUGGAAACAAGAGUAGAGACACUGACUAUAAAAGACCGUACAAAAUUCAUCAGUUCAUUACGAAUUUUCUGACGUGAACGGAGAUCCAAAAAUGUCAAGAUUAACUGCAGCUGAC